Schizosaccharomyces japonicus yFS275 is the source of this 2254-nucleotide messenger RNA. RefSeq names its product cytoplasmic proline-tRNA ligase Prs1. Gene Ontology annotation, biological process: aminoacyl-tRNA metabolism involved in translational fidelity; tRNA aminoacylation for protein translation; prolyl-tRNA aminoacylation. Bases 32 to 2167 code for a protein of 711 amino acids. Gene Ontology annotation, molecular function: aminoacyl-tRNA ligase activity; ATP binding; proline-tRNA ligase activity. The transcript has a single exon. NCBI's taxonomy places the organism in Eukaryota, Fungi, Ascomycota, Schizosaccharomycetes, Schizosaccharomycetales, Schizosaccharomycetaceae. Gene Ontology annotation, cellular component: cytoplasm. The record is from RefSeq and is a predicted model, not a curated record.
CCUACCACCAAUCCAAAUUCCCAAAAGAAGGAUGUCCGUGGACAAACUUGUGUCUAGCCUUAAGCAGAUUCACCUUUCUGAAUACCCCGUCGUCUCUCACGACCGUGUGGAGAACGGAAAGGAAUGGGCUGCUGCUCUUCAAGCUGCUAAUGACGUUCCUGCACACAGUCUUACGAAGACUGUCGUUUUGAAGCCCAAGACUCCCAAGUCUCAAGAACCCGUUUAUCUUGUUGUGGUCUCUUUGGAUUCUACACAGAGUCCUUCUUCCAUUGCCGCCAAGAGUGCCGGUUUCAAGGAGGCACGUCUUGCUGCUGCAGACGUUGUCGAGUCCGUUCUUGGUGUGAAGCCCAGUGAUGUCUCUGUCUUCUCUAUCACUAGUGGCAACAAUGCUCAAGUUAAGGUCGUGUUGGAUGACGCUCUUGUCAAGAGCGACAAGCCCCUGGCUUUCCACCCCAACACUGCCGACAAGACUCUUAUCGUCCCUGUCGCCGCUGUGCAACAAUACCUUGAAUCUGUCGGUGUGAAGCCUGUUGUCGUUGACUUCACUGCACCCGUUGCUGCUCCUGCUGCUAAGAAGGCCCCUGCUCCCAAGGCUGAUGCCUCUAAGGCUGCCAUCGAGAACGCAGCUUUGAUCGGUGUUACUGUGCGCAAGGACCUCGACUUCCCCGGCUGGUACCAGCAAGUCUUGACCAAGAGUGAUAUGAUUGAGUACUAUGACAUUUCUGGUUGCUAUAUCCUGAAGCCCUGGUCGUACUUCAUUUGGGAGGUUAUCCAAAAGUGGUUUGACACCGAGAUUAAGAAGAUCGGUGUUAAGAACGGUUACUUCCCUCUUUUCGUUUCCUCCCGUGUCUUGGAGAAGGAGAAGGACCACGUUGAGGGUUUUGCCCCCGAAGUUGCUUGGGUCACUCGUGCUGGCAGCAGCGAUUUGGAGGAGCCCAUUGCUAUUCGUCCCACUUCUGAGACCGUUAUGUAUCCCUACUACGCCAAGUGGAUUCGCAGUCACCGUGAUCUUCCUCUCCGUUUGAACCAAUGGAACUCAGUCGUCCGUUGGGAGUUCAAGAACCCUCAACCCUUCCUCCGUACCCGUGAGUUCUUGUGGCAGGAGGGUCACACUGCUUUCUUGACCAAGGAGGAGGCUGACAAGGAGGUGCACUACAUUUUGGAUCUGUACUCUCGUGUGUACAGCGACCUCUUGGCUCUUCCCGUUGUUAAGGGUGUGAAGAGUGAGAAUGAGAAGUUCGCCGGUGGUUUGUACACCACUACCUGUGAGGGUUACAUCCCUACCACUGGUCGCGGUAUCCAGGGUGCUACUAGUCAUGGUUUGGGCCAAAACUUUUCCAAGAUGUUCAACAUUGCCGUUGAGGAUCCCGAUGCCGAGCUUGUGAACGGUGAACGUCCCAAGCGCUACAUCUGGCAAAACUCUUGGGGUCUUUCCACCCGUACCAUUGGUGUUGCUGUUAUGGUGCACGGUGAUGACAAGGGUCUCAAGUUGCCUCCUGCCGUUGCCAGCAUCCAAGCUAUUGUUGUCCCUUGUGGUAUCACGAACAAGACGACUGAUGCUCAGCGUGCCGAGUUGGAGAACAAGUGCAAGCAAAUUGCCGAUAGCCUCGUUGCUGGAGAGGUUCGUGCCGAAGUGGAUCUGAGAAGUUACACUCCCGGCUACAAGUUUGCUCACUGGGAGUUGAAGGGUGUUCCCCUGCGUAUUGAGUACGGUCCCAACGAUGCCAAGAAGGAGCAAGUCACUGCCGUUCGUCGUGACACGUUCGAGAAGAUUGCCAUUCCUCUUGCCAACCUUGCCAACGGUGUUCAAGACGUGUUGGCAGCUAUUCAAAAGAACAUGUACGAGGUCGCCAAGAAGGCGCGUGAUGCCCACAUUGUUAAGGUUAAGGAGUGGAAGGACUUUGUUCCUGCUCUUAACAAGAAGAACCUUGUGCUUAUUCCCUGGUGUAACACUACCCCCUGUGAGAAGCUUAUCAAGGAGAAGAGUGCUCGCCAAGCCAAUGGUGAUGAGCCUGAAGACGAGAAGGCCCCCAGUAUGGGAGCCAAGAGUCUGUGUAUUCCCUUGGAGCAGCCUACUGGUGAGGACGCCAUUGUUCCUGGCGUCACCAAGUGCUGCUACUGUGGUGAGGAAGCUAAGGUUUGGGGUUUGUUUGGUCGUAGUUAUUAAGAAAGGGGCAAGAGCUAGAAGCAUUUUUGUUUUUACUUUCAUUCUUUCAUUUAAUAAAAAAAAAAGGAAUCUAUUUAGGGAACAAAA